AUGAAAAGCUCAAUGAGAAAAGAACACGGCGUAAAGCAUUCUAGCAUAGACAAACCGCUUAUUCAAUAUACUUUUAAAAGAAGGUAUUUAAUGAAUAAAAAACCCGAAGAAUUUUCUGAAACUUAUAUCGAAAUUCUGAGAUUAUUUUCCGAUUAA
This is a messenger RNA of Vairimorpha ceranae, 156 nucleotides long. RefSeq lists its product as hypothetical. The record is from RefSeq and is a predicted model, not a curated record. Bases 1 to 156 code for a protein of 51 amino acids. The transcript has a single exon. NCBI's taxonomy places the organism in Eukaryota, Fungi, Microsporidia, Nosematidae.